This is a messenger RNA of Nothoprocta perdicaria, 1434 nucleotides long. It is a transcript of the gene GAS8, whose product is annotated as growth arrest specific 8. Bases 73 to 1434 code for a protein of 453 amino acids. Lineage: Eukaryota; Metazoa; Chordata; Aves; Tinamiformes; Tinamidae. The transcript is spliced from 10 exons. Gene Ontology annotation, cellular component: motile cilium; microtubule; Golgi apparatus. Gene Ontology annotation, biological process: flagellated sperm motility. The record is from RefSeq and is a predicted model, not a curated record. Gene Ontology annotation, molecular function: small GTPase binding; microtubule binding.
AAAAAGAAGGGCGUCAGGAAGGGCAAGGCGGGCCGCGCGCCGGCCGUGGCGGACGGCGUGUCCCCCGAGGACAUGAGCAAGGAGCAGCUGGAGGAACACGUUGGGCGUCUCCGGGAGGAGCUGGACCGGGAACGGCAGGAGCGCAACUACUUCCAGCUGGAGCGUGACAAGAUUCACACCUUCUGGGAGAUCACCCGGCGGCAGCUGGAGGAGAAGAAAGCAGAACUGCGGAACAAGGACCGCGAGAUGGAGGAGGCGGAGGAGAGGCACCAAGUGGAGAUCAAGGUUUACAAGCAGAAGGUGAAGCACCUGCUGUACGAGCACCAGGAGAACCUCACCGAGCUGAAGGCGGAGGGCACCCUGUCCAUGAAGCGGGCCCAGAAGGACCACUGGGCCCAGGAGAUGGAGCUGUGGAAGGAUGUGCGCUCCUUGAAAGUGGAGCUCAAGGAGCAGGAGCUGGCCAACGAGGUGGUGGUGAAGAACAUGCGCCUGAAACAAGAGGAGGAGAUCACGCAGCUCUGCAGUGACUUUGAGAGACAAGUGAAAGAGAUCGAGGCCAAGUACAACAAGAAGAUGCAGGUGCUGCGGGACGAGCUUGACCUGCGCAGAAAGACGGAAAUCCACGAGGUCGAGGAGAGGAAGAACAGCCAGAUCAGCGUGCUCAUGAAGAACCACGAGAAGGCCUUCAGUGACAUCAAGAACUACUACAAUGAUGUCACCCUCAAUAACCUGGCGCUCAUCAACACGCUCAAGGAGCAGAUGGAGGAGAUGAGGAAGAAGGAGAAUCACUUGGAAAAGGAGAUGGCAGACAUGCUGCUGCAGAACAAGCAGCUGACAGAGCGCCUGCAGCGGGCGCAGGAGCAGGUGUCUGAGCUGCAGAAGAAGUUGACCCACUACGAGAAGGACAAGGAGGCUCUGAGGAACACAAAAGCUCAUUUGAAAGUCAGCCAGAAGGAACUGAAAGAUCUUCAGUGGGAACACGAAGUGCUGGAGCAGAGGUUUGGUAAGGUGCAGGCAGAGCGAGACGAGCUCUACGAGAAGUUCACCGAGGCCAUUAACGAGGUGCAGCAGAAGACGGGCUUCAAGAACCUCCUCCUGGAGCGCAAGCUCAAAGGGCUCUUCAAUGUCCUGGAGAAGAGGGAGGUGGAGCUCAACGAGGUGCUCGCAGCCUCCAACCUCGACCCRAGCGCCCUCUCCUUGGUCUCGCGCAAGCUGGAGGACGUGCUCGACUCUAAGAACAACACCAUCAGGGACCUGCAGUUCGAGCUGGCGCGCACCUGCAAGGCGCACAAUGACCUGCUGCAGACGUUCGAGGCGAAGCUGGAGGCCUUCGGCAUYCCCCGCGACAGCCUGGGCUUCAGGCCGCUGGAGAUGCCCCUGCUGGGGCAGAGCRCGGGGCAGGGCCCCGCGGGGCUCGUGGCGGCGCCCACGUGA